Molecule: messenger RNA, 2104 nt
Organism: Sipha flava (yellow sugarcane aphid)
Lineage: Eukaryota; Metazoa; Arthropoda; Insecta; Hemiptera; Aphididae
Product: alpha-tocopherol transfer protein-like
Exons: 8
Coding region: 624-1541 (305 amino acids)
Cellular component (GO): membrane
Molecular function (GO): phosphatidylinositol bisphosphate binding
Source: RefSeq, a predicted model, not a curated record
UUCGGCACGCGCACUCGAACAAUAAAUAUACCAUCUAAUGGUACGCCAUCGUCGUCGUGCGCGCAAGCCUUUGGUGGAAUUAACAAUGCUCUGCUGCAUAACACGUGCAGAAAUCCCGUAAAGACGCUGUUCGUCAAAAAUCGUGAUUGCACGCGCGCUGACUAACUCGUUCGUUACCGUUCAUAACCAAAAUAAAAAAGCUCCGUCGUCAGUGCGUGCCCAGCCGGUUUCGUUGUUCAUGUUCAACGUGACCGCAGUACCUAGUACACUUCGCGAGUACCGAAAAGUGCCCGGUAUCUGUUUAUCAAAUCCUGCAUCUAUUUUCAACAUCGUUUCGACCUCACGUGAUUUUCCGGACCAUCCGGCUCGUUUACGUCUGAAAAUCCACCACAAAUCAAACUACCUGGCGGCGACCGACGAAAAUCGAUCGAUCGGUCGAGCCGCUGGUCAUCUAUAAGACGACGACGACGACACGAACACGACCGGUUUGGGACGAGUGAGGGCCGUUUCACACUCGAACUGAACUAUCGUGUGAAAGACACUUAGCUGACUCCGACACCGCAAGACAAGGUAGACUAUUUAGGUGUACACCGUUGUGCGUUCGGUGAAUUCGACGAGCUGCAAUGAUCGUGCCACUCACCGAUGCUCAGCUGAAAGCCAUUCGGAACUCCUGUCCAAGGUCCCAGGCCGAGAUCGACCAGGACUUGGCCAUUGUAAGACAUUGGCUGGACAAGCAACCGCAUCUGCCCAAACCUAGUGAAAAGUUUAUCAAACAAAUUUUGUUCAGCUUGAAAUACCGCACGGAAAAGGUAAAACUCGUGAUUGAUAAUUUCUACACCGUCAAAGAAACGUUCCCGCAAAUAUACGGAGAUCUAGAUCCGACCACAGACGUUUUCCGAAAACAUGUGGAAUCGGUAUAUAUGUUCCCGUUGCCUAAACUCACUCCGGACUUGAACCGAGUGCUGUGUUAUCGGAUGGCGACGACGGACGCGAAAGCGUUCUGUCCCGAUAAUCAGUUGAAACGCAACGAAAUGAUGUGGAACUUGUUAUUCGACGAGGACGAGUUGACGCUGGGUAACGUAUGGAUAUUCGACUUGACAAACAUGGACACGAUGGCUCAAUGGGCGCAUUUCAACAUGAACUUUAUGAAGAAAGUCCUCAAAAUAAGCUUGGACGCGAAACCGGUUAGGAUCAAGAAAGUUCAUUUCGUAAAUAUAUCACAGAUGGCCGAAACCACGCUUAAUUUCAUCAAAAACUUUUUCCCGCAAAAAUUCAGAGACAGGAUAAUAUUCAAUGCCGUUUCGGAAAAUCUGCAAGAUUAUUACCCAAUAGACAUGCUGCCCUACGAGUGGGGUGGUAAGGCCGGAACAAUGGCAGAACUUAACCAACGAUUACAUGAAGAACUAAUAAAGCGUAAAAAUUGGUUCGUCGAGAUGGAACGGAUGAAAGCAAAUUCCAGCAAACGGAUCGGUCAGUCCAAGACGGUCGACCAGUCGAUAUUAGGCGUCGAAGGAAAUUUCAAAAGACUUAAUUUCGAUUGAACGGAACUCGCAGCCGUCACCCGCGGUCGUCAGAAGAUCAAAUUUUCUCAAUAUUUUUACAAACGUACGGAAUACAGUAAUUGGUGUAAAUCGAAAUGUCAACCGCACGUCGUCAGUUACGUCUGGUGCUCCUAUGCACACUUGCGAUAUUUCUGGAUGGUUCAUAAUUGUACAAAUUAUUUAUGUAAUUGUUUUUCGUUUUCGGACGAGGCGCGCGCAAUCGAUUAAUUUUAAUUUUAAUUAUUACUACUGCUAUUUAUUGUAUACCUUAAAUAUUGUUCACCUCAUAAAACUAUAUAUAUAAUACAUACUAACAAGAUUUAUGUAUUAAGUAUCCCUGGUGAUUUGGACGUUUCACCCAGCAACGUCGUCGAGUAGAUCGCCGGUUUCAUUGGUAAAUUGUUUAAUCAUCGAAAAACGUUGUACGGUUUAAUACUACGUUCUUAUUGUGUUAAUUUAAGUACUGCAUUGUUCGCGUGCUUCGUGUACUAUUGCUCUAUUAUUGUAUAACUGUAAAAUAUAUUGUAAUAAGCGAAUAAAUUAUUAUGUUCGACGUUGUUGAA